GUCCUGGCAACUGACUUCAAUCAAAUAAAAACCGACAAAACUUCUCUAGCUAAAAGGGAGAAAAAUAUAUUUAGUUUAAACGAAUCUGCCAGUGGAUACAUAGCACAUAUAUUUAUUAUCAGCUUAGAAAAUGUUUUGGGGUCUCAGCUCAGCUUUGGACUUGUACGACGAGUACCUGAAGGCGUUCAGGAUCAAUGAUGACACAGGCAAGGAGGGGAGCAACGCUGGCGGAGAUGGUCCCACGUCCCCGGCUAAACUGAACAUCCUACUCCUGGGCGAAGCGGAUGCUCGUCAUGUGAUCCGGACUCUGGCCAAACGCUAUACACAUCGGGUUAAGCCCGAUAUCCACAUAUAUAUCGUGGAGGGAAGCCCCGAAAUAGAAGCCCGUCACAUGCUGCUCUUGGCUGUGGCUCUGGAGGAUCCCGCCUCCUUCAAUCUCGUAAGCAAAGCCCAUCUGUACAUGGAUCUCUAUGGGAAUACAAUGGUGCGUCCGAGCACCUAUCACUACAUGGCCUCCAAAGGGCGUACUCUCCUGAAAAUGGUCACCAACGAGGAGCAACUACAGAGCCUGGCGCCCAUGCUAAAUAUCCAGCACUUAAAGUACAGGGAGCGGGAUGGCCUUGAGAUGGCCUUCACUUUCUGGCAACCACAGCCCCAGCAUGUCUACAAAAUAACAGAGUACUGGGAACAGCGCGGAAGAGCUCUUAUGGGUACUCGAUAUGACCAUCGAAACGGGGUGUUCGAUUGGGAUUUGAAUAUGACCCUCAAGAAUCGCGGUGGCCAGCAGAUUUGCUCACAGGAGUAUCGGUACUGGCGGGAGUCCGGCGUGGCCUUUGUCUUUCCGGAGUACGAGCACUGCAAGCCGAACAAAACCUUCUGUGCCGGAUUGGUGCGGGAUGGGACUACCUUCAUGCAUCGCGGCUACGUCGGAGAAAUGCAGACUGGUCCCUUUUGUGGCUUCGGAUUGCGUAGUGCCGAAGAGCGGAUGCAUAACUCUGCGCAUGGCGAAAACGAUUACCGAGCCACCGAUAUAACCGAGCGAAAUCUUCUAGAGUUCUUCCACGAACUGCAAACCCAGGAGCCAUACGAGCACGAUGCCACCCGAUCCCGUCGCUACGGAUCCGUUCAACUACUGAUGUCCCCGCUAUUGAGCCACGAGGAAGAGGACAUCAGCAGUGUAACAAGCUACCAACGUCCCUGGAUCAAGGUACCGGGAGUCACUGUUCACUACUUGUCGUCGCUGGUAAUUCCCCAGAUGCAAUCAGGCGUCGAGUAUUGGAACAGCAUGUUCGAUGUUGUCUUCGUGGCUUAUAACUACAAUGUCUUCUUGAAAAAUCCCUCAUUCUUACAUAUUUUGAAACCGCAGGGUCUGUUUAUCCACGAAACUAUGCAAAUGACCGUUAACCGCAAGGACGUCGUCAAGGAAUUCGAGUCCAAGGCAAAGAAGUUUAUGAAAGAGGGAGGACUUAAGCCGGUCCUCAACUAUAAUGCCAUAAAUAGCAAAAACAUGAUACUCAAAUUCAAGAAGAAUCGUUUCGAUGACGGAAAUGAGGCAGAUGAGGAAGAGGAGGAGGAGAAGGAGGAGGACUCUGAAGAGGCUAAUGGGGUUGGUGAAAAUUGGGAUUUGAAAAUAUCAGAAGUAGAGAAUGAAAUUGAGGCAGUUGAUGAACCUUUGCCAAAGGAUGACACCAAACCAACGAUGCAAAUCAAUGAGAAAGAAGAGACCUCACCGAAUCCAAACCCUAAGGAGGACAAGAUCGCUACUGAUAGAAAAAUUAUAGCAAUAGAAAAUUCUACUCAGGAUGCUAUUGAAGAAAAAAGAAAGGAUAAUUUGGAAAACUAUGCCCAGAAAGAUGAGGAAGGAACUAAAGAUGCCACAAAUCCUGUUUCAGAAGAGCUUCCUUUUAAGAAAAAAUUUUUUUUUGAUGAUGAAAGAUGGAGGUCAGUUACAAAAAGAAUCAAAGAGCUAGCAAGACCUCUUCCAAAAAGUGUUCCACGGGAAGAUCCACAAGUUGUGGUUCCAGAAGUACCAAAGGGCGAGGAGUUUAAGAACGAAUCGGAAAACCCAGUCAAGACGGAGGAUACUAUAGAUAAUACUAAGACCGGUGUAUCUAAUGGAGUCCAAAAUACUGAUGCAGUUUCUUCAGACGAUCUUAAGGUUCCAUCCUCAAAUCCUGAUCUCGAGGUUCUUUCCUCAGAUCCUGAUCUCGAGGAAUUUCUCCGACUGGAGAAUGAAUCAUGCUGUCAAUAA
Drosophila bipectinata is the source of this 2251-nucleotide messenger RNA. It is a transcript of the gene Dnaaf3, whose product is annotated as Dynein axonemal assembly factor 3. Gene Ontology annotation, biological process: axonemal dynein complex assembly; motile cilium assembly. Lineage: Eukaryota; Metazoa; Arthropoda; Insecta; Diptera; Drosophilidae. The record is from RefSeq and is a predicted model, not a curated record.